Molecule: messenger RNA, 520 nt
Organism: Paramuricea clavata
Lineage: Eukaryota; Metazoa; Cnidaria; Anthozoa; Malacalcyonacea; Plexauridae
Source: the annotation of a GenBank genome assembly
CAUGUGCAGUGGAGUGUUCAGCGUUGUAAAUAAACGAAAUCAUUUAUAUUUUACCUUUAAAAGGGAAGGUUUUCAACUUGCUUACUUCAUUAAAACUUGUUUUAGUUUUGCGGUUUUUGGCCGACUGGUGUUGUAUUUUAAUUAGUUGAAAAACUCGGUUGGCUAGGCGACUUUAUGAAGCGACAUACGACAGCAGCGAGAGGUCGAAAGUGGAAAGAAGCAAUGGAUUACAAUGUCACUCCUACGAUAUCCACAGAUUAUUUGCCCGAAGAAGACGAAGCUACAAGUUCAGUCAGAACAUCUCCCGAGUUGAAUGAAGAAAGAGAUUUGCCGAUGUCUGAAAUGACUCAACAUAAUAGCGGUUCGGUCGAAAGCUUGGAUUCAACAACAGAUAUUGGGUGCUCUCGGAUAUUAGGAGACAUUCAAGCUGGAUUACAAGCGGAUAUUAAUGCUGCCAAGGUAUUCUAAUCACACUGAUUUAAUAGCUCUAACCCCUUGUUCUCGUCAAUAAAUUUACUUG